Messenger RNA from Ctenocephalides felis (cat flea), 1875 nucleotides. RefSeq names its product alkyldihydroxyacetonephosphate synthase (gene Agps). The annotation marks the transcript as partial. Gene Ontology annotation, molecular function: alkylglycerone-phosphate synthase activity; FAD binding. Gene Ontology annotation, biological process: lipid biosynthetic process. The record is from RefSeq and is a predicted model, not a curated record. Lineage: Eukaryota; Metazoa; Arthropoda; Insecta; Siphonaptera; Pulicidae. The transcript has 5 exons.
AAUAUAAAAACUGAACCGCAAGUGUGUGAGGAUAAAAACAUUGAUUUAGAUAAAAAUGCAACAAAUUCACGUGGAAAUAAAAUCAAAGUUAAAGAAAAUUUGAAUUGCAAACAAAUAAAAAGUGUUAUACCAAAGCAUAGGCAAGAAUUAUUGAAAUGGAAUGGUUGGGGUUACCAAGACUCUCGGUUCGAAGUUCGCGGUGAAACUGUAUAUUUUACUGGAAACCGCUAUCCCAUCGGAGAGUUAAAAUUGGGCGCGUUCACUGAUUGGGUAAUAGAAACGUUUAAUAUAAAAUUAGAUGAUAGACAGCCCCCUCAACCGCUUCCAACAGAUUACCCGGAACCAGUGCCUUGCGAGGAAUUUUUAGAAGAAUGCAAGUUGUUAGGUUUAGAGUUUUCCCAAAGAGGAGAAGACCGGCUCCAAAGAGCGCACGGCCAAACCUUGCACGACAUAUAUACACUACGACGUGGGACAUUCAAAAGAAUACCCGACGUCGUUAUUUGGCCUAAAAACCAUGAUCAAACCGCAGCAGUUGUGCAAUCUGCAAAUAAACAUAAUGUUGUUAUCAUCCCAUUCGGAGGAGGCACUUCGGUAUCGGGUGCAGUGGCUAGUCCAGAAAACGAACUGCGGCCUGUUGUAGUUUUAGAUACAUCUCAAAUGAAUAGGAUGUUGUGGCUAGAUAGAGAAAAUCUUAUGGCCUGUUUUGAAAGUGGAAUAGUAGGUCAGGAUCUAGAGAGAGAGUUGCGCAAUCUAGGCUUGACUUUGGGCCACGAACCUGAUUCCUACGAAUUUUCCACCCUGGGGGGCUGGGUAGCGACCCGGGCUUCAGGAAUGAAGAAGAAUGAAUAUGGUAACAUAGAAGAUUUAGUAGUUCAUGUCCGCAUGGUUAGUUCCCAAGGAGUUUUAGAAAAAUCUGUAGCAGCUCCAAGAAUAUCGUGCGGUCCUGAUUGGAAUCAUGUAAUUUUAGGAUCGGAAGGAACUUUAGGGGUUGUGACUGAAGUGAUAGUGAAAGUGCGUCCUUUACCCUCAUGUAGACGAUAUGGAUCAAUAGUCUUCCCAAAUUUUUCUGCCGGGGUGAAGUGUUUACGUGAAAUCGCGAAGAAACGUUGUCAACCGGCUAGUAUACGUUUAAUGGAUAACGAGCAGUUCCAAUUCGGUCAGGCAUUAAGACCUGAAAGUUCUUGGUUUGGUUCAAUUAAGGAUGCCAUCAAACAUUCAUAUUUGCAAUACGUUGCGGGCUAUGAUCUGAGUCAAGUGGUUGUCGCUACUUUGUCGUUCGAAGGCGAAAAGAAAGAUAUUGACAGAAAUGAAAAGUUGUUAGAACAAAUUGCUAAAAAAUAUGGGGGUAUUCCAGCUGGAAACACAAAUGGAGAACGCGGAUAUUUGCUCACAUUUGUCAUUGCAUAUAUUAGGGAUUUGGCUCUCGAAUAUUUUGUAGUGGCGGAAUCCUUCGAAACUUCUGUUCCUUGGGAUCGUUGCGAGACGUUGUGCCGUAAUGUUAAGCACAGGCUGAAAAAGGAAUGUUCAAAUUUAGGCAUCACGCAUAUGAUGAUCUCUUGCCGAGUCACGCAGACAUACGAUUCAGGUGCCUGCGUGUAUUUCUACUUCGCUUUCAAUCACAAAGGUCUGGACAACCCAGUGGAAGCCUACGAGGAGUUAGAGGCGCGUGCCAGGGACGAAAUACUGGCGUCCGGAGGGUCACUCUCCCACCACCACGGCGUAGGCAAGCUGCGCAGCCGUUGGUACCCGCAGAGCGUCUCCGCUGUGGGAGUGGACCUCUACAAUGCUACGAAACGUCAAUUAGACCCCAAAAAUGUAUUUGCUUGUGGAAACCUACUGCCUUCACAAUCUAACCACUUGUCGAGCAAACUUUGA